GCCAUUUUUUGAAAAGAAAGAAAAAAUGGAAGACAGGGCAGAGUUGGACUCCAUCCUGCCUUAUCUUCCAUUACUAAUUGGAUCUUCCAGGUGUCUGUUAUGGCCAUCCAAAGUGGUCGAGGCUCUCGAGGCCAUGUCCAAAGGUCCUGAUCACAGCCAAGUCAACUCUGGCCAAGUGCUCUCCAUCGCCAUUUCCGACAUGAGAGCUUCUCUCUCCCUCCGUGACCCUCUCGCUCCCUUUUCCCCCCAAGGUUACUCCCUCUUCUUCGAUGAGCUCUUGACUGCGGCAGACUCCACAAAAUGGUUUGCGGAGGUUAUCCCACCGCUGGCCAAUCUGCUGCUGCGGUUGCCAUCCCUUCUAGACUUUCACUAUCAAAAUAUGCAGGCGUAUGUAUACGGUCUCCGCAUCUUGGGUCCGCAGCAACCUGGCAUGGUGCUUCUGUCCCAGGAGUUGAUCGGCGCUCUACUUGCAUGCUCUUUGUUUUGUUUGUUUCCAGUCUCAAAUAGAGGUGUAAAGCAUCUUCCAACCAUCAACUUUGAUCAAUUGUUUGCGAGUCUCUAUGAAAGUUACAGCGAGAAGCAGGAAAACAAAGUAAGGUGCAUCGUGCACUAUUUCCAAAGGAUAUGUUCACAAAUGCCUACAGGCUUUGUCUCAUUUCAGCGCAAGCUUCUCUCUUUAGAAUAUCCUCCUUCACAAUCAAGUGCUUCUUAUCCAAAUGCUGAUUUUUGGACCAAAUCAACUCUCCCCCUCUGCCCUUUUCAGGUUUAUAGCUCAGGCUUAAUAGAAGAUCACCCUACUGGGGCUCUUGAAGUGGAUUUUGCAAAUAAAUAUCUUGGAGGUGGUGCUCUACAUAGGGGCUGCGUGCAGGAAGAAAUUCGCUUCAUGAUCAGUCCUGAGUUGAUUGCUGGCAUGCUUUUCUUGCCUUCCAUGGCAGACAAUGAGGCAAUAGAAAUUGUUGGAGCAGAGAGGUUCUCAGACUAUACGGGAUAUGCCUCUUCAUUUCGGUUUACUGGUGACUAUGUGGACAAAAGGAGUGUUGACUUCCUUGGAAGACGUAAAACUAGAAUUGUUGCUAUAGAUGCUUUAUGCAGUCCAAGAAUGAAUCAAUACAAACUUAAGUACCUUCUUCGGGAGACUAAUAAGGCUUUCUGUGGCUUUUUGGAUCAAUCAAAGUAUAGCCAGUACAAGAGACUCUUUCAAGAUAAUGGACUCAGUGCAGGUCAGCUUCAUCAAGAUAAUAAACAUGAUGGUGACAUAUCCAGGAAUGAAGUUUUGUUAAAUGAAGCUCCCUCUACAUCUAAUGAAACAAAUGAAGGAGGAUCAAGGAUGGAGGUGGUCAGAAAGUCUGAUGAGAAAGGUGGUCAAUUUAUGGACCCCAAAAAUUGUAUUGGGAUAGCAACGGGAAAUUGGGGCUGUGGCGCAUUUGGAGGAGAUCCUGAACUAAAGACCAUAAUUCAGUGGCUUGCUGCUUCUCAGGCUUUAAGACCUUUCAUUUCAUACUACACUUUUGGUCUUGAUGCACUGCAAAGUCUUGCUCAGGUGAGUCAAUGGAUUCUCUUGCAUAAAUGGAAUGUUGGAGACCUCUGGAAUAUGUUGAUAGAAUACUCGUCCCAGAAAUCGAGAGGGGAAACAAACCUCGGCUUUUUUGCUUGGCUUCUUCCUUCACUGCCUCACUGUGAGGCGGCUGAACCGGCCAACUAAUAUGUUGUAAUGUUUUGGAUAAUUGAAUCCGAGUUUGUCCACCAUUUUUCUGUAUGAGAGUAUCUGCUUGUUAAUAUUUGCGAAAAUUUAGUUCUAUAUCUCUGUUGUAGCUGCUGUGUGGUGCCUCCUUAGUUCUGAAUCUCUUUUGUAGUUAAUAUAUAUACUUGUUGGUGCUGUUA
Messenger RNA from Theobroma cacao (cacao), 1881 nucleotides. Lineage: Eukaryota; Viridiplantae; Streptophyta; Magnoliopsida; Malvales; Malvaceae. The record is from RefSeq and is a predicted model, not a curated record.